Meyerozyma guilliermondii ATCC 6260 is the source of this 2106-nucleotide messenger RNA. Its product is annotated as putative ubiquitin-protein ligase. Gene Ontology annotation, biological process: protein ubiquitination; ubiquitin-dependent protein catabolic process. Lineage: Eukaryota; Fungi; Ascomycota; Pichiomycetes; Serinales; Debaryomycetaceae. Gene Ontology annotation, molecular function: ubiquitin protein ligase activity. The transcript has a single exon. The record is from RefSeq and is a predicted model, not a curated record. The coding region runs from base 1 to 2106 and encodes 701 amino acids.
AUGGACGCGUUACCCGAGGGAGAAACUAGCUUCUUCGGCGCUCUAGGGACCGCGAUCUACGAGCAGAUGCAAAUGGCUGAAGAAAAGGGCCUAUCUUGGGACAGAUAUGGACGCAUAGCUGCCUACUGCUGCUCCCUGUAUGCUUUAAUAUGUUUUAUGACCGCACUUACGCUUAAUAGAAUCUUGGUAUUGGCAGCUCCGAGUCAGAGACGGAGACACGGGCCAUCUUUACAUCAGUUAGAUGGUUCUUUGCAUGAUUGGAGCCAGCAAGUACGGCGAUGGUUUUCGAUAUUUCUUCGUUGUACUGCGAUUGCCGUCUUGGGGUUUAACCUCUAUCGGGUUCUUGUGGCAUUAAAUGUCCAGCGGCAGAUUGGGACUCCUGAAGGGAAAUCAUGGUGGUUUUUGCGUCUUAUUCUGGAUCGCUUUUUCGCAUAUGAUCCCCAGUUUUACGCCAAAAGUCAGUUUAUGGCUACACCUAGCACCAAAGUGAUGGUGGGGCCAUCAAGCGAGAUCUACUGGCCCAUUUUUUUGGGUGUGUGCUACCUGCUACUCGUUGAAACAUUUGUGAGCGUUUCUAAUGGUAAUAAACCAUAUAGUGAGAGUCUCAUCACAUUAUUCGAGCUCUCAGUUGCAUUCCACAGCGAUGAUUCCGGUUAUGGAGUAUUUGGUAUGCGUCGCCCAGUCCCCACCACAGAACAACUGCUCAUGCUCUCAUUUUUCCUGAUCCUCAGCUACCUUAAUAUCCACAUUGGAGCUCUUGUUAAUAACAAUCGCACUAGACUCAUCCCACUGUCCAUCAUAUCAUUGUCCUUUUUAGCAUACCUCGUUGCUCGUGUUCCAUUUUUCAGCAUCCUCUGGUUGUCGUUCAUUCCCCAGGUCAUAAUCGUGGGUGUGUUGCUUAUAUCCAUAACCAUCUUUCUCGUCGCCGUCAUUGGUACUGGUUUCCAAUGGCGCAACUUGGAUUACACUACGUUCUUAUUCCCUGAAGACUCGGAAAAUUCGGCAACACGGGGACUUGCAGGACUCACUCUCGAGGACGAUUUCACCACUGGCAUUCUCAAGCUUGGUGAGCUCGCUUUGAUCCUGGCUGGAAAGCUCAGCUAUGUGAGUGAAAUUGGUGGUGUUCCAGCUAGCAAGGAAACUUGGAUUGAAAAAUCACUCUGGGAAAAGUUUGGGGACCAUGUAAAUGCAUUAAAGAGUAGGAGUUCUUCAGACAUCAUUCAUCUACUUGAACAUGCUACGCAACAUGGGUAUGGUAAUAUGAUCGAAAAUCCUUCUUCGACAUGGAUGUAUGAUGAAGGAGUAACGAUCCGUGAGCAAGUUCCUCGCAAUAUGAAAGAUGUUUCUUCACUAAGAAAAAAGUACUCUGGAAUGAAACAGUUGGUUGGAAACUUAAUGGAGCUCGUCUAUGGCUUGGUAGUUGACAAGCUGAUGCAGCCAGUGUUUCGGAAAGUUUUGGGAAGAGAUUACAAUGAACCAAAGUUGCCUCGUUACUUGCAAGGGGCAGUGAACCCUGAAAUUGGUUCUGAUGAAGAGGGCACCUCAGAUGAAGAAAAUAUCGUUGACACGAAUGCGUACUCGGCAGAUGAAUUAUUGGAAUUUAUUGACCAACCUUGGACAGAUAACGACAAAUCUGGUGACUAUCUUGGUAUUGAAUCGGAAUUGGAGAGCGACUUUGAAUCCGAUGACCCCGGAGAUGUUGGUGAGAUAGUCGAUACGCAAUUCUUGACUGAUUUGACCCAGCCAGACUUUGCCAACAUCUUUCGCUACAGAUUGGAAUACGAUGGAAUUUUGACUCGUUCACGAUUCAAUAAGCAAACCAUGCAAAAAGACGACGGAAGUAAGCUUAUUGAAUUAUUAAUGGAAAGAAAGAUUGAGAGAGACAAGAGGCUGAAGAAAGCCACUAACGGAGACGACGACCUCGACGAUGAUAUUCCGUACCCUUGCGUUGUAUGCCAAAUCAACCCUCGUGAAUUCAUCAGCUGGCCAUGUCGGUGCUUUUCCGUAUGUGGAUCAUGUCGGAUUAACCUUGCUACAAAGGGUAUGGAUGGAUGUGUAUGCUGCCGCAGACAUGUUGACGGAGUUACCAAGGUCUACAUACCUUGA